This is a messenger RNA of Sander lucioperca (pikeperch), 3399 nucleotides long. RefSeq names its product coiled-coil domain containing 146 (gene ccdc146). The coding region runs from base 183 to 3062 and encodes 959 amino acids. The record is from RefSeq and is a predicted model, not a curated record. NCBI's taxonomy places the organism in Eukaryota, Metazoa, Chordata, Actinopteri, Perciformes, Percidae. The transcript has 23 exons. Gene Ontology annotation, cellular component: cytoskeleton.
GACGUUGCUAUGGUAACCACAACACGCCAUUCAACCAGAGAGAAAUCUGUGAUUGAGUUUCGCUAACAAUAACUGUUAGCUGUGUAACGCUGUUUAAGCUGUUCAUGGCGUAUGUUUUUUAUAGUUUUAUAUGACAAAGGGACGAGUCUUGAAGACGUGUGCGAGGAGUAAAGAUAUUCAAAAUGAAUCUAUCUGAGGAGCAGCAGGAUAACAGGAAUCCCAAUAGAGGAGAAGUGGAGGUGGAAGAACAAGAGGAGGAGGAGAAGGGAAUGGAGGACACCCCUCUAGUGGCCCUUGCACCUGAUGCAGCACUCCCAGAGGAGCAACCCUUUGCUAGUACUGCUAGUCCUGCUUUCCAGUGCCUAGAUGAGUUGCUAUCAUUGGGCAAAAUCAGCCAGACCAAAGUAGCCAAACUGAAAUCCAGCUACAGGCUACUCCAUGAUACUCUGAAGAGUACCCAGGAUUCUGAGAUCCACCUUUUGGGAGAGGCAAAGAGGUGUCGUGCUGAGUUGGAGAGGCUGCAGGAUGAGCUGGAGAGAACAGAGGAGCAGAGCAACUCUGAGGAGCCUGAGACUGAGGUCAAUGAACUGAGGCAAAAGCUCCACCAGGCAUACAAUGAACUAAAAGCUACUGAGGACAGAGAGUACAAGACACAGCACAAACUGAAAUGUCUGCGGGAAGAGAAGCAGUAUCUGGAGAAAGAGAAUGAGAUUCAGCCGAAACCUGCUGAGCUGGAGAGCAGAACAAAGGCCCUGCAGGACAAAUAUGAAGAUCUGAGGAAAGAGGUUUCCCAGAGACAACUGGAAGUCAGAAGUCUGACAGAAGAUGUGGAAACCCAUGAAACGCAGAUAUUGAAAGAACAGAAAGAGCUGGAGGACAUGAUGGAGAUCAUAGAGCUCAAAGAGGCUGAGAAAGCCCAGCUCAUCAGCAUCCCUGACCAGGUUUUAAAGGAGAUUGAAAGGAAACGCUCGAAGAGGGAAUCUGCAAUGAAGAAGAUAGAAUCAUUAAAUACAGAUAUUUCAGAAAUGGAGCAGCAAGUGAAGGAGGUGGACGAGCGUAACCACUCCCUGAGGUCGAAGAAAAAGGACUUGAAUGAGGAGAUGGAGGGCCUCAGGGCCCAAGUAGAUGCUAGUCAGAGGGAGUGCAGACAGCUGCUAAAAGAGCAGGAGGUCAACAGGGAGGAGGAGGCUGAAUUCAUGGGGAACAGAGGUAUCCUGGAAAUGAAGUUGCAGAACAUUAUGUUCGACAGGAAGCACCUGUAUGAGAGCCAAUCUGUGCAGCUCAGGGAGAAAAAUAGGCAGAUGCAAGCCCUCAAGAGGAUGGAGCAUGCGUUGACCAUGGCCACUGAGCAGCUAGAGCACACGCAAUCUAUCUACAAUGAGUUACGGGCACAGUUGGAUGCUGUUCCCAAACAAGAGGCCAGUAUUCAGCAGAGGAUGGAGCUUCAGAAAGAGGUGGAUGCUCUCAAAGUCGGUUUCGAAAAGCAGCUAUCAGUUUCUGAGGAGGAGAGCCAGAAGAUGCAGCAGUAUGGGAUGAUUCAGGAGCUGCUGAGGGAGUCAAAUUGCCUCCGAGAAGAACUCCAUAACCUCAGAUGUCUGACACGGAUCAAAGUGGAGGAGAGGGGCCAGAAGCACCAUGAACUGCUGAGGGCUGAGCAGCUGAACCAGCAAAUCCAGCUUGAGCUGCGAGAAAAAGACCUGAUCAUCAUGGACCACAACAAGCUGAAUGCUAUGCUACAGCGCAGAGUUUUACAGUACUGUAGGCUGUGCAACAUGAUUACGGAAGAGAAGAAAAAGUACGUCAAACUGAAGCAGAUCGCCUCACAGACAAUCACAGAGCUGACAGAGCAGGUUAAAGUGCUUGAAAAUGAGACAGAGAUCCAACGUACCAUUGUCAUCAACAAGGACCGCUCAGUCACAAUGGCUCGUAUGAAGAUCUCUAAUAGCUCCAAAAUAAGGGACAAACUGCGCAAUGACAUCUCCAAGGUUGCCUGGAAGCACCAUCAGAUAUCUCAGGAGUAUGAGGAAAACAAACUGGAGUUGAUGAAACUCACACAAAUGAUCAACCUCCAGGAACAGGCACUUCUAGAAAUAAACAAGAAUCACGAAACGGCCAUACAGCGCCGCAAUUUUCUUGGCAUCCAGCUCCUGGAGCACGAGGAGGUUUUAUUCAACUACUAUGAAAAGGUGAACAUCCAGGAGGCAGCCAUUACUAAGGGCAACAUGACACUGGAGGCCCUGGACAAGGACAUGAGAGACUUUCAUUUAGAGAUUAAUGAGGAGAAAAGACAGAUAGACCUGAAGAAGAAGGUACUGCCCCUCAAGAACAAGUUGGAGGGAGAGAUCACCAUGCUGCAGAUAGAGUUGUCAGAAGCCAGGGACGAAACCCUUGAAGGUCUGAAUCGAACAGUUGAUUACAAAGUGCUAAAAGGCAAAGACCCCUCAACUGUCGAACUGGUCAAGAAGAUUGAGCAGCUGGAGUUGAAUCUGGCAGAGAGGGAGAGGCAGUCACUGGAAAAAGAACUCCUCGUGGACCAGGUGACCCGGCUCUCCAAGCCACUCGCCCAGCAGGCUGAGAACUGCCAGCAGGACCGACUCUCACUGGCAAAGAAGUUAAACGAGGUGCGAGCUCACAUAAUGGACAACAACCACCGCAUGAUGGCCGUCUCUGCAGAACUUUCCAUGAAGCAAGCUGCUGCUUUGUCUCUCCAACAAGAGAUCAGAGAGAAAGAGCUCCAGAUGGACAGGUGCCAGCGGCUGCUGGAACAGGACCUGCCACCAUACCCAGAGAUAGAGAAGGAGUGGAGGAGGAUGCUCCGAGACAAGAAGAGGAGACAGAGGGACAAAGAGGAGAGAGAGAGGCUGGCUGAAGAAGAGGAGUGGAACCAGUUGCCUAAUGGAGAGUACACCUCAGCUGAAACCCGUCCCAACGCGUACAUCCCCCAGACCGAUUCGCUCCCUCUGCCUAAACCCUACGGAGCCCAGGCCCCCUUUAAACCCUCCCAACCAGGAGCCAACAUGAGACACAUCCGCAAACCAACGCUCAAACCCUUAGAGAUAUAAAAAACAAUACACAUGUAGUCAUAAACCUAUAGGUGGUGAUUUGGCUCAUUUCUAUCACACACUUAUUGAUCCAUUUGCCUCCUCCUCCCUGCUUCUGUGUAUGUGUCUCCUCGGUGUCCAGCAUACCACUGCUGUUUUGUCAUGUGGAAGCGUACUUGUGGACUGCAUCUGGUUGUAAUUUUCUUAUUUUUCUUUUUAGAGUUACUGGCAAGACCUUGUUUACAGUCUUGUUUGCAGGAAUACCAAAUACUGUAGGAGAGUGGAAGGGAAGACAUUUGGGAGAUGAGAUGUGUGUGUAUUGUUACAUCAUGUCCACCAAUAAAAAUAUUUGUAUGUA